Messenger RNA from Anopheles darlingi, 2825 nucleotides. RefSeq lists its product as uncharacterized. Gene Ontology annotation, cellular component: nucleus. Bases 1047 to 2429 code for a protein of 460 amino acids. The transcript has 7 exons. NCBI's taxonomy places the organism in Eukaryota, Metazoa, Arthropoda, Insecta, Diptera, Culicidae. The record is from RefSeq and is a predicted model, not a curated record. Gene Ontology annotation, biological process: regulation of transcription by RNA polymerase II. Gene Ontology annotation, molecular function: transcription cis-regulatory region binding.
CAUCGGCGGAAAACGUUCUCGAUCGAGUGAAGAGGAAACUCAAACAAAUGCUAUCGGCGGCCAAACGGCCGAGCAUUAUUUCCAAAACGGCCAACACUUCCGACGCCAUCGCCACCACGCUUUUACACGGCCUCGUUCUGUGCGUACCAUAUAUUCGAUGAUUUUUUAAAGGAAUCUUCAAUACACUUAGCACUUAAUUGCAACGCAUGUAACAACUUACGAGCACUUAAUUAUACCGUAUUUAAAAUUUCAGUUUAGUUGAAAGCAUUAAGAAUCGAAAACAGCCUGCCAACAUAUUUUUAAAUACUUUAUCUAUCCAGCCGCCUCUUGAGAGCGGUUAUAAAACACUCGAUUAAUUCUAUUAGCACAGCAAUGAGAACUGGCGCGCUUCUGGUUUGUUGGCGCGGGCGCCACCCGGAAUGGCUCUCAUUGCCUCAGCCUCUCAUACAGUGUUAUGCUGUACAACAUCGCGCGAGGAUCAACCAAAGGGUGAAAAGUUACUCACCAGGUGCGUUAUCGGGUAGGGUAUUGGUUACAAAGCACGCGUACACCUUUCGGUUCUAUCGAUGUAUCGAAACACGUUUCAUGCCACCAUCGCAGUCGUCGCCGCUAUCGUGAGUUCAUCCUCAUAUCGAACGGACCACGAGAAGCGAUGAACGGAGCCCAACCAGAGCCUCUUAUCGUAGCAGCGGCGAAACCUUUGCUUGUAAGCGUAUAUAGUGAGAUAAGAAUUUGGUGGAUGUCUCGAUCAACAAACGUUAACCUUUCAAUCAGUCCGGUCGGCCAGCAGUCAAGGUGCGAAAGUGCCGUGUAGUUGUCUCCGUUCGGUCCUGUGUCCUUCAGUUCGUGUCCUCUUCCUCUGCUGCACGCUAUAGCUAAAUAGCAGAUUCGUGCGUGCGUGUGUGUCACGCACGAAAAUGUGAGAACUAUCUACUAGUUAGAUCGAUCAUUGGAAGCCAAAGAAGUGUCACGGUUGGGCUGUGAAGCGACCCACAACAACGACGACGACGACGACGGCAAAAUUCGAAUCAUAAGCCCAUCACAGAAUGCCAUUUAAAACGUACGGCGUCUUCCGGCCGCUGGCAGUGUUUGCCGGGAUUUUCGGCAUCUUUCAAUCACUGAUAUGGAUCGGAUUUGCGGUCACCGGCAUCAUCGCGUACUACUGCGAGAUCAGUUUCAGCGGUCAAUCGGGCACACUGGGCUCGCUGCUGACCGUCACUUUCUUCAAUGUGUACUUCCGGGGUACCUGUGAUCAGCCCGAUGUUCCAAAUUUUAACACCGAACUGGUGGAUCAGCUGAACCUGUUUGCGCCGGGUGAUGUUCAUGCCUUCACGUGGGUUUACCUUAUACUGCAUCUGUUCUGGGCGAUCAGUUCGUUGACACUGCUGACCAAUGCCCGGCAGAAGUAUGUUCGGUACAUCAACAUCUUCCUCUACAUUUGGAUCAUCCUGACGCUGAUUAUCAGCAUACUGGAUCUGGCGCUGGGCAUACUGUUUGCAAUCGACUAUGACACGCUUGUUCGAGCCCUGUUUGAGUAUACGAUCAUUGCUCCAGAAAUCGUUCCGAGCAGUGCAGUUUACGAACAGAUGUUUGUGCUAUCGUCGGCGGUGCACGUGGCCGGCAUCAUGAUGGUGAUGGCGUUCCGUGGAUGGAUUUUCUGGAUCGUCAAUGUGUCGCUCGCGAUCUUCCUGUUUACGCAAACGUUCAAGAUAUACGACUACAAUCAGAUGCGGCGGAAGACCAAUGGCGCCACUAAUGGUGGUUAUAUGCCGGAGGCAGAUGGUCCUCGCAGGGCUCCGAUCGAUGCGUACGACAUGAACCGUACUGCAGCUAACUCGUUUGGAGUCCCUGAAGAAAUGGAGUACCGCAGGCCAGUUGAGCGAGUUCGCGAAAGACCGAUCGAGGUAGAAACGCCCGUUCCGCCAAUUAUGAUGAGUUGGGGUCAACAGCAACAGCAACAGCAGCAGCAGCAGCAGCAGCAGUACCAACAGCAACAGCUGCAGCAGCAACAACAACAGCAACCGCGCAGCUUCGAGCCAAAACCAACCGUGAUCGUGAAUCGAUCGAUGGAACCACUGGCCCGCCCGCAGUCACCCGUAACAUCGAUCAUUGAGGAUCGACAGCCAGAUACGAGGCCAAUUCCACCACCACCGCCGCCCAAGAACUUUAUGAACACGGUCGUACGGAGGGAUGCCGCAGCAGCGAAGGUUGCACAGGAGUUGAACUACCGCAAUAGCUUCAACGUGACGAACAGUGGCAUCGGGGCCGUCAAUCUGCGACCGACGGGCAUCAAUCUGCUCAAUCCGGGUCCAUCGUCAAACGUUGAAGAUCUACCGACCCCGAACUAUAGCCCACCGAUGCCACGCGUGAAUCCGUUCGAAAAUCGACCUCCACUUCGAUCGGUACUGCGGAACUCUCGAUUUCAGUAAUCGAGCUCAUGAACAACCUUGAGGUGGAUUUUUGUUGCUGUGCUGUAACCAUAUGCCAUCAUUGAUCAGUGUCCUGGAGGGGAAGGUAAGCAUAAAAAAACGGGCUCGAGUGACCCUGUAGUCGAAGGGAACAGCUCCGAUUACGAUUGCGUUGUACCGUGAGCGAGCUCGCUACAAAGUAACGGAAAAAGAGCGCAAGGUUAGCAAUCGCUAGAAUGCGUCCAAACAGAGAGAGAGAGAGCGCGCAGGUUCAUGGAUCAGAAACGAUUAAUAUAGUUUUGCUGAUAGUGGAGCAGUAGUGGGGGGUUGAUGAGUGAAAGUGAGAGGCUACAACAUUAGCAUAAAUAGAAAAUAGACGAAACAUUAAAAAACGGUCCUUUCUAGCAUCUUUUUUUA